AUGGACCGUCCAGUCACGCCUCCGGCUCCCUCGGACAGACCCAGAACUGCUUCGUCACAGACCCCAGAAAUGGUCAGACGCAUUGGAGAGAGUCGACUUCGUGCCAAAGCCAUCCGCGAGCAACGGGAGGCCGAAGAGAGGGCGGCGGGGACUGCAGUAAGACUGCCCAAGUCGGCUGCUGGAUUCAUACCUACAGAGAAUGUUCACGUUUCGAAACUUUCAAAUGGAAAGCGACCUUAUACCGACAUUUCAACUGGCGAUAUUGCCGGGGGCAACAACCGUGACGGUCGCAAUGUGGGCGAUGAGGCGGCCUUGAAACCAGCGCGCAAAUUUACCAAGUUUGUAGACUACAAUAUGAGCUCGAUGACAGACACAAAAGGCGGCUUUCUUUCCAUGGAAGACGACCCCAAUAACUAUGCGUUGGGCGCACAGAAACCAGGACAGACAGAUGAACAGCGGCCAAAAGGAAUGACCAUCCAAGAGUGGGAGAAACAAAAAACGAUACAAAACCUAAAAAGACUAAAAGCAGGGCCCUUUGAACCUGGCAUUAGCGUUUUGGAUGACCAAAAGACGAGAAAAAAGUGCAGAGAGUGCGGUAGCCUGGAGAUAGACUUUGUAUGGGAAGAAGUUUUUCAUAUUUGUGUGUGCAACAACUGCAAAGAUAAAUACCCCGAAAAAUACUCCCUAUUGACAAAGACGGAGUGCAAAGAGGAUUAUCUUUUAACAGAUCCUGAGCUGCGAGAUCCUGAAUUACUUCCUCAUCUGAACAAGCCAAAUCCGCACAAAUCUCAUUGGCACGACAUGAUGCUCUUUCUGCGUUUCCAGGUAGAGGAAUACGCCAUUGGUACCAAAUGGGGCUCAGCAGAGGCACUAGAUGCAGAAUAUGAACGACGUGAGACACAAAAGAAGGCGCGCAAAGAAGCCAAAUUCAAGGAGAAACUACUGGACCUGAAGCGAAAGACGAGAACCGAAGCGUUCCGACGACAAGCUGGGACGUUAGGCAACAAGAAUGGGGCGCCGAGCAAAUUUGGCGAUGCCGUGGGAGGAGGAGGCCGGCAUGUGCAUGAAUGGGGACGGACAGUCGAGAACGAAGAGGGGAUGACAAUCAAGACUUGCGUAACGUGCGGAAUGGAGGUGGAAGAGCUGGAAUUUUGA
Molecule: messenger RNA, 1155 nt
Organism: Trichoderma asperellum CBS 433.97
Lineage: Eukaryota; Fungi; Ascomycota; Sordariomycetes; Hypocreales; Hypocreaceae
Biological process (GO): base-excision repair; UV-damage excision repair; nucleotide-excision repair involved in interstrand cross-link repair
Cellular component (GO): nucleotide-excision repair factor 1 complex
Molecular function (GO): damaged DNA binding
Source: RefSeq, a predicted model, not a curated record